GAUGUGACUGAUGGUGGAUGGCCGCUCCGCCCAGACUGGACUGGAAAAAAACUGACAACAAAAAAACUUUUCCUCCUCUUUCUACUUGUCUCUCUCUCUUCCCGCACCGCUGCACGACUCGCUUAUUCGCCCGAGAUUCCGCCGGUAAAGUGACUUUUUCAGCUUUUCCCCGCUGCUCUGCUGUUUUUGCGGAGUUUACAGGGUGAGGGAGGAACUGAGGGUCGAGUCCGGUUUAAAGAGAGCGGUGGUGAGAAACACCGCGGGAUAUGUGAGGCUCACCGGCAGCUCCAACCCACCGACAGCCCACCGACAGCACCAUGAGGCGGGACGCGUUCAGGUGGACCCGCCGCGCAGCUCUACUGGCUCUCUGUGUUCUGCUCCAGGUCUUUAACUCUGUAACAAUAGAAGAAAAUGCAACAGCACAGCCUGGGGGAAACAGUACAGUUACUGAAAGUGUAAAUUCCACAACCCUCAGCACUUCUGCUGGACCAGACACUUCAGAAACAUCAUCCACAAACAAUGCUGCUACAACUACUGAAGGAACUGUAACACCAGAACCAUCAUCCACAAGUAAUGAUCCUGAGACUUCCAAAGAUACGACAUCAUCCACAAAUAAUAAUAUGCCUGGAUCUACCGCUAUGAUUACAACAUCAGAUCCGUCAUCCACAAAUAAUACAACUGUGGAUACUAAAGAUAUGGCAACAACAAACACACAAUCCACAGAUUCUACUUCUACAGCAACUACAACAUCGGCUCAAGGUUCAGCAGAUACUACUAAAGAUAUGGCAACACCAAAACCAUCAUCUACAAAUGAUGCUUCUGCAUCUACCACUGAGAUUCCAACAUCAGAACCAUCAGCAACAUCACCCACAAAUAAUAACUCUGAGGUUACUACAGAUAUGACAUCAGCAACAUCACCCACAAAUAAUACCUCUGAAGGUUCAGCAGAUACUACUAAAGAUAUGGCAACACCAAAACCAUCAUCUACAAAUGAUGCUUCUGCAUCUACCACUGAGAUUCCAACAUCAGAACCAUCAGCAACAUCACCCACAAAUAAUAACUCUGAGGUUACUACAGAUAUGACAUCAGCAACAUCACCCACAAAUAAUACCUCUGAAGCAGAUACUUCAGAAGCAUCCUCCACAAGCCAUACUUCUGUACCUACCAAAGAUAAGACAACAUUAAAACCAUUGUCUACAAAUGAUGCUUCUGCAUCUACCAGUGAGAUUAAAACAUCUGAACCAUCAUCCACAACUGAUACCUCUGAAAGUACUGCAGCAGAUACUUCAGAAGCAUUCUCCACAAGCCAUACUUCUGUACCUACCAAAGAUAAGACAACAUUAAAACCAUUGUCUACAAAUGAUGCUUCUGCAUCUACCAGUGAGAUUAAAACAUCUGAACCAUCAUCCACAACUGAUACCUCUGAAAGUAUUGCAGUUCCAGAUGCUGUUGCCAAUCUUAUUGUCUCCAACAUAAGCACAUCAUCUGUGUUACUAACCUGGGAAAUGCGACAAGGUAACAAUUCGUUCUACAAAGUAGAGGAGAUGACCAAUGGAACUCUGCAGAAAACCUUUAAUACUACAAAUACGUCUUUAUUUGUCUCUAAUCUGAUUGCUGGAGUCAACUACACGUUUACUGUCAGUGCAGUUGCUGGAGAUAAUGUAACCGAAGGAGAUAAAGUUCCCAUCUCAGCAUUCACAAAAAUUGGAAUAAUUCCAGUAUCUAACAUCUGA
Molecule: messenger RNA, 1733 nt
Organism: Astyanax mexicanus (Mexican tetra)
Lineage: Eukaryota; Metazoa; Chordata; Actinopteri; Characiformes; Acestrorhamphidae
Product: serine-rich adhesin for platelets
Exons: 9
Coding region: 318-1733 (471 amino acids)
Molecular function (GO): protein binding
Source: RefSeq, a predicted model, not a curated record